CAACCUUCUUGUUCGCAUUCCCAUGGCAGAUAUGAAUCGUUGCAUUGCCCAAACCUUGCAUGCUUCAUGAAUUCAAGUGAAAGCUUGAACUUCGAAAUAUACUAUCAUAGCCCGACGUCAUACGGCUUUGCAUUCCAAUCAUGACCACUUUAUCGCCCGAUACUAUCAAUCUACCCCUCGCUCCGGCACCAAGGCACCCCCCAGUCUGUUUCCUAUGCAACAGUCCCAGCCAACGGCUGACCACUCGAUAUUCAAACCCCAAUGGCAACGCAGGUCGUCCGUUCCACAAGUGUACAAACUGUCAAAAGUUCCUGGUUUUUGCAGAUGAAAGAGGCAAUUUCCUUGACAACCCCCAAUGUCACUGCGGCGAAUCUAGCAAAGCUCAGAUAGCCGGUCGUAAUAGUAGAAAUCCUGGUGGCUUGCAUUAUGUAUGUAGACUGGGCACAUGUGACUACUAUGCUAUAGAGACGGAUUGAAAUGAUAAACAAAUCAGGCUGUCUAGAGACAUGGUGGACCGAUUUGCGAAUCUCAAGCUCAUCUAGUGGUUAUAUGUAUGUACCAAGUCUGCAUUAUUCCUCGCUUAUUUAACUACUUAGGCUCUUUGUGCUAGUUUAAUAAGAAUCUAUAAAUAGCUAUUAGUGAGAAUCAAGAAGUUUAUUCCU
Messenger RNA from Fusarium redolens, 662 nucleotides. RefSeq lists its product as uncharacterized. The transcript has 2 exons. Bases 141 to 476 code for a protein of 111 amino acids. Lineage: Eukaryota; Fungi; Ascomycota; Sordariomycetes; Hypocreales; Nectriaceae. The record is from RefSeq and is a predicted model, not a curated record.